This is a messenger RNA of Guillardia theta CCMP2712, 1071 nucleotides long. RefSeq lists its product as hypothetical. NCBI's taxonomy places the organism in Eukaryota, Cryptophyceae, Pyrenomonadales, Geminigeraceae. The coding region runs from base 1 to 1071 and encodes 356 amino acids. The record is from RefSeq and is a predicted model, not a curated record. Gene Ontology annotation, molecular function: DNA-binding transcription factor activity; DNA binding. The transcript has 15 exons. Gene Ontology annotation, biological process: regulation of DNA-templated transcription.
AUGUAUCGCCGAACUGGCAUCAAGAAGCCCUAUCUCGUCAUUCUGCUCUUCCUCGCCAUGGAUGUGCGAGGCAGAGGAGAACGUCAGAUCGUUGACAAUAUGGAGCACAAGAACGCUUCGCACGUGAACCUUCGGAAGAAGAGAUGUCAGCACCCGGAAGGAUGUUCGAGGCCCUCGGUGUUCGGGACGUCGAUCCCGUUGUUCUGCGGGGAGCACAAGGGGAGAGGAGACAUCGCUCUGAGGUCCCAUGCUGCCCCGUCCCCCCUUGGUUGCCUGACUCCGGCCUCUUUUGGCAAUGUUGAGGACGGAAUCGUCAUGUACUGCCUACGGCACAAGGGAGAAAAUCACACGUACCUUAGGAGUGUCCGAUGCAAGUACCCCGAGGGAUGCACUAGAUGGGCGACCUUCGGCAAUCAGAACGCAAGUGGGGCCCCGCUCUUUUGCCUGGAGCAUCGGGAUGUUGGGCAGGUGAGAGUGACAGGAAGGAACGAGAGCGCGCGAUCGCAGCGGGAGCUGUGCGAGUUCUGUCUCCGCAAGAUCUCGAGGAGGAACAUGGCGAAGCACUUGAAGGGGAACUUCUGCAAAGUGAAGGGCCUGGUGGCGAUGCAGAUGGCGAGAAACCGAUUCGGUCGAGAUGUGACGGAAGCACUCAAGGGGAGGUCAGUCGGCAGACAUCCGUCGCUGCAAUCAGCUCCCGCACCUCCGGCUGAGAUCUUCAUCAAUAGCGGGGAGGAGAAUCGGACUGUAGCCCUCUUAGGAAACUUCACCUCCUGCUGCCUCAAGUGCCAGCAGAACAAGAAAGGUAUGCGGUACUGCAGAUUCGUCAAGAAGCACCUGGAGCCAGGAGGGAAUGUGGUAUCGCUGGAGAAGCGAAAGACUAGUCAGUACCUCGGGGUAGGAUGGAACGAGCAGAAGCGCAAAUGGAGAGUGCGAAUGACCACGGACGGCAAGACGCUUCAUGUUGGAUUCUACGACAACGAACUUGAAGCUGCACAAGCGUAUGACCACUUUGCAAUGUCUCGCAAUGUUUCUACCAAGUUAAAUUUUCAAGACUCGAAACGUGUAAAUUAG